AUGGAGGAGACAGCGGUAGGGGUAGGCUCUGCGAGGGCUCAACCUGGACUGCGACGACGAGCAGGACGAGCGAAACAUGUAACGGGGUUCUCUGGAGAGGCCAGCUGGACCAGCAGUGUGAUCAAUCUGGUCAAUACAAUCAUCGGCGCCGGAGUACUAGCCAUGCCGCUCGCGAUUUCGCACAUGGGAAUCGUUUUGGGAACGUGUGUGAUCUUAUGGUCCGGGGUCACGGCGGGAUUCGGGCUCUACCUUCAAUCAAGAUGCGCUCAAUACCUCGAUCGAGGAAGCGCCUCCUUCUUCGCGCUCUCGCAAUUGACAUACCCCAACGCCGCCGUGGUCUUUGAUGCGGCCAUUGCGAUCAAAUGCUUCGGGGUUGGCGUGAGCUACCUCAUCAUCAUUGGAGACCUCAUGCCUGGGGUGGUCCAGGGCUUUGUGGGAGGUCAUCCAGUUUAUGAUUUCCUGAUCGAUCGUCAUUUCUGGGUCACUGCAUUUAUGUUGAUUGUGAUACCUCUUUCGUACCUGCGCCGCUUAGACUCGCUAAAAUACACCAGCAUCGCGGCUCUCGUAUCCAUGGCUUACCUGGUCGUCUUGGUCGUAUAUCAUUUUGUCAUAGGAGAUACAACUGCGGAUCGUGGACCAGUUCGCGUGAUCCACUGGGCUGGCCCGGUAUCGACCCUCGGCAGCCUUCCGGUCAUCGUCUUUGCAUUCACAUGCCAUCAAAACAUGUUUUCUAUUCUCAAUGAAAUCAAGAACAACAGCCACUUCCGGACGACAAGCGUCGUUUUUGCUAGCAUCGGUAGUGCAGCCGCCACCUACAUUCUGGUCGCCAUCACUGGAUAUCUUUCAUUUGGUGAUCAUGUGGCUGGGAACAUCGUCGGCAUGUACCCUCCAGGUGUCUAUGCGACGAUCGGCAGAGCUGCGAUUGUUAUGCUAGUCAUUUUCUCUUAUCCUCUCCAAUGCCACCCCUGCCGAGCCUCAGUCGACGCCGUGUUGAAAUGGCGACCUGCGGCCCAAGCCUCCGGCAUUGACAACUCCCCACACCGACACCCGUUGCUUGGUCCGCGUGGCAACCGUGUGCCGGAGCCCAUGAGCGAUCUUCGUUUCUCGAUUAUCACUACAACCAUCCUAAUCCUGAGCUAUUUGGUAGCCAUGACUGUUUCUUCUCUUGAAGCAGUGCUUGCAUACGUGGGUAGUACGGGCAGUACCAGCAUAAGCUUCAUCUUGCCAGGGUUAUUCUACUACAAGAUCUCGGCCCCUGACUCUGCUGCCCACCGUGGUUUGAUGAAGGAAGACGAUGAGGCUGCGGAAGUUUUCACUGAUGAAGAAGACGAAGACGGAGAUGAAGGCGACGGUUCCCUUGCUCGAUCAUUGACCGAGAGCGGCAUUUUGCUCCGCGGAGGUCGUCACUGGCGCAAGGGGUUGCUCCGCCCUUUGAGUUUGGCCCUGGCCAUCUAUGGCAUUGUAGUCAUGGUCGUCUGUCUGACCACCAACACCUUCUUCGUCACUUCGCACUGA
Messenger RNA from Penicillium maclennaniae, 1515 nucleotides. RefSeq lists its product as uncharacterized. Gene Ontology annotation, biological process: amino acid transmembrane transport. The record is from RefSeq and is a predicted model, not a curated record. The transcript is spliced from 5 exons. The coding region runs from base 1 to 1515 and encodes 504 amino acids. Gene Ontology annotation, cellular component: fungal-type vacuole membrane. NCBI's taxonomy places the organism in Eukaryota, Fungi, Ascomycota, Eurotiomycetes, Eurotiales, Aspergillaceae. Gene Ontology annotation, molecular function: L-histidine transmembrane transporter activity; L-arginine transmembrane transporter activity; L-lysine transmembrane transporter activity.